Molecule: messenger RNA, 1990 nt
Organism: Procambarus clarkii (red swamp crayfish)
Lineage: Eukaryota; Metazoa; Arthropoda; Malacostraca; Decapoda; Cambaridae
Source: RefSeq, a predicted model, not a curated record
AUUUUCACAUGUUUCACUAGGAAAAAUGUGCCAGAGUAUGCAGUGUCAAGGGAAAAAAAUGAUUUGGGAGCCCUUCGCUUUGACUUGUCAUCAGACUUGACUCCUCUCUUCAACUGGAACACCAAGCAGCUGUUCCUCUACCUCACUGCUGAGUACCAGACUCCUAACAACAAAGUUAACCAGGUAGUGCUCUGGGAUAAGAUCAUCAGGCGGGGAGAUACUUCACUGGUCAACUUGAAGAAUCAGCACCUCAAGUACUACUUUUGGGAUGAUGGCAAUGGUCUACUGGGUCACAAGAAUGUGAGUUUGACGCUCUCAUGGAACAUCAUCCCCAUUGCUGGAACCCUCCCUACAUGGAGUGGCACCGGGAGCUACAAGCUGUCCUUCCCCUCAGAGUACACAUUGGGUAGAACCUAUUAAAUUCACAGGAAUGUAAACACAUGUUUAGUUUCAUGGGCUCUGUGAGUCACAAUUAAUCGUAUGAUUAAUUUUUGAUCUUCUUGGAUCACUUGACACUAGGAUACAAACUUUUUUGUUUUGGACAUUUUAAUCUCAACCAAUAGAAAAGUUUUUCAGAUCUUUUUUUCCAUUCCUUCAUUUGUUUCCAAAAUGGAUGAAUUUAAGAAAAUUGAUGCCUAUGUAGUAACUUGGGUAUGAAAGGAAGUGUGUGAUUAGAUUUAUAUUUUUCUGGUACAGUCGCUGUUUGUCAUCAUAAUUAGAACUUGAGGGAUACACUAAUGUAAUUAACCAAUGUAAUUUCUUUUUCAUCUCAUUAAGCUCCAGUAAGUUAUUCAAGUAAAUUGUUAUUCAUCAUAUUUGAGGUUUGGCCAAGCAGUCUGAGGGGACAUUUAUGUAGUCUGUCACUAGUGUUCUUAAAUAUCUGAAUACUGUGCUGCUGUGGAACUGGUAACACUGUUGACUUGCUGUUAAUUUUUCAUUGACAAUGAUAAAGCUUUCCUUGGUGCAGGUGCUCGCCAUUCUGGCCUAGUACAGUAUUUUCUGAUAAUACCGAGACAUUCUUGAUACAGGAUUAUAGUGGAAAGCCACAUACAUAGAGUAAUUCUAGCUUCAAGGGAAAUUAGAUAUCAAUUAUGCUUUUACAGGGGGAAAAAGAAUAUGUAUGUUUUGGAGAUUGACUUUAAAGUUGUAACUGUAGAUCAGACUUGUUUGACAUCACUCGUCUCGAGUCUCCCCGCUCGUGUAUUGGCAUUCUGAAUAACUAGGACUUUUAAAUGUUCUGUAAUACUAGAACUGUACUACAUUGUUUAUAAGACUUAACACUGUCUUAUAUAAACAUUUUGACACCUAAUGAAAGUGGACAUUUUAAUAGAUGCUCUAUGUUCUUCCAACAAAGAAAUGUAUAUUUAAAAUCUGUUGGUUGCCAUUAAUAGGUAAUGAGUUAGUACAGUAUUGUCAAAGGUUGCCAUGGAAGAGUGGGUGUUAGGUACAGUGUGUUGUGCACAGUACCAUUGAUAUAAUGUACUAUACUGUAAUUGCUGCAGUAAAUUCCAGUUUCAUAAUUUGUCAAGUUGUUGAGGUUGUGUGUUGUUGAUGACAUUCUGGUGUUGUCACACGUGCAUGUGAGAAAAGGACAUUGUGCUAUUACAAGUGAAUAUACUUUUUUUGUACUGCAUGUAAUUCAGAGUUGUUUAUAAGAUUUCUUUUGAGAAGAAUAAUCAGUGUGUUUAGUUCAAUAGUUAUGUCUUCAAUGGAAUCUGAUGAUGAUUACUCUUGUCUGUAAACUGGAUUUUCUUUUAUUGAACAUUCAAUGGAAAAAGCCUAUAGAAAUUGGUGAGGGGGAAAUAUUUGUUAGGCAAGAUUACAUGGUGUUCCUUGUACACUUAUUGAGAAGUGAUUGAUUAAAAACUAUUGGGUAUUCAGUAUUUGAUAUAGCAAAUAUUUGCAAUAUGUAUACAGUUGAAUUUCUUCUUUGUGGUGAUACAGUACUUGUGUAUUUUGCUUAUGAAUGUUAUUAAAGUGAUUUUUCAAA